This is a messenger RNA of Diatraea saccharalis (sugarcane borer), 1011 nucleotides long. NCBI's taxonomy places the organism in Eukaryota, Metazoa, Arthropoda, Insecta, Lepidoptera, Crambidae. The record is from the annotation of a GenBank genome assembly.
AUGGUUGUAGCAAAGAAAUACGUAGUUCUCGCUCCUUUUGUUGGAGACCCGAAGAGGAGCGACUUUCAAAUAGAGGAGGAAAUCUUACCAGAGCUAAAGGAAGAUGAAUUUUUGGCAGAGGCAGCAUAUCUGAGCGUAGAUCCAUACCAACGAGUGAAAUUAGGUGACAUUUACCCAUGUGAUAUGAUUGGAGGGCAAAUUGCAAAAAUAAUAGAAAGCAAGAAUAGCGCUUAUCCAGUUGGAACAUGGGUAAUGGGCCACUUUGGCUGGCGGACAUAUACUGUGGUUCAUCCGGAUGAUGAGAAAUUUUGCGCACAAAAACCUUUCUUAUACGCUCUGCCAGACUUCGAAUCAUUGCCAGUGUCUUUAGGUCUUGGGGUUUGCGGUAGAGUAGGGAAUACCGCUUAUUUUGGCUUGACUGAAAUAUGCAAACCAAAACCGGCAGAGACUAUUGUAAUAUCCGGUGCUGCAGGAGCAGUAGGAUCACACGUCGGACAAAUCGCCAAAGCACUAGGCUGUCGCACAAUUGGAUUUGCUGGUACAGACGAAAAAUGCAAUUGGUUAGUGAAUGAACUAGGAUUUGACGCUGCCGGAAAUUACAAGACAGUGAAUAUAGCAGAUUAUUUAAAAGAGAAUGCUCCUCAUGGAGUUGACUGCUACUUUGACAACGUCGGCGGCGAAAUUAGCAGCCAAAUAAUGUCCAAGAUGAAUAGUUAUGGAAGAGUAGCAGUUUGCGGGUCUAUAUCGAGUUAUAAUGAAACAGACCCAGAGAAGAGAAAAGCUACUUCAGUACAGAUUUAUAUAGUUGGAAAGCAGUUAAAGAUUGAAGGGUUUCAGGUCAACCGAUUCGCUGAUCGUACUAUGGAAGGAGUACUUCAAAAUCUCCAAUGGGUAAAAAAAGGUCAACUAAAAUACAAAGAACAUAUUUACGACGGGUUUGAAACAGCCGUUGACGCUUUUCUAGGAUUAUUUACAGGAGAUAAUAUUGGAAAAGCUCUUGUCAAGUUGUAA